UUUGCCUUGUUGUUAUCCCCCAGCUUCUUUCACCGUCAUAACAAGCGGGGCCGGGUCUGGUCGACGCCCUCUAUUGCAUGUGCAAUAAUUAACUAGGUAGGACGUACGGCACUAUGAAACGAUCGUAAGACCCAAAGAAUUCAUGAAAUUAGAAAAUACUCCGCGCGUUGGCACUUUUGUUCGUGCAGGAUCCUGCUGGGAAGUAAAUCCGGCCUCGGAGACGCUGUCCCACACCUCGACAAGCUCCAGCGCCUUGGCGAGAGGCACGAACGGCUUGACGUCCAAGGCGGCGAAUGCCUGCUUCAGGGCUUCGGGCUUCAGCCCCAGCACUCUCCCCAACAGGACAUGGCGGUACGGGAGAGUAGCGUUGCAGGGUGAGAUCCGUGCCCUGGUCCUGCGCGAUUGCCGCCGUCAGGGCAUUGAAGCUGAGCAGUUUGAGCCCCAGCGCGGCCAGCAGGACGGGCACGUGGCCGGUGAUUUUCUCACGGGUCUUUUUGGCGAGAUAGUUGUCGUUCUCAUCGGCGGCACAGACUCGGUCCAACCCCGAGCAGGCCAUGGGUCAAGAACAGCUAGCUAUACAGCGAAGGCGAGCCCCGACGUGGCAAUAGGGUCCCAGAGCGUGAGCAGGUUGGGCACCGCGUAUCCCGUCAGGCCGACAAGCUUCUUGAGGGCGACGAGCUGGUGCAAGAAGUCGGGGCUGAUGUUGGGGACGCUGUCCACCUUGCAUUCCUCAUCCCACUCGCAACACUGCUGGCCCAGCAAGUGUCGACGAGGGGUUUGAAACGGCACGGCACGUGGUGACGACGGUGGCAGGAGUGGCCAUGAUUGCAUUUUGCCUGGUCACAGGGCGUCCCGGCCGAGCCCGUCCCGAUCUUAGUCUGCAGGAAAUUGUACGUCAAUUGGAUGGACCGCAUGAUGACGACGUCGAGGCCCUUGGGCACGUUGGGGUUGAUGUAUUCGGUCUUGAGGAGGUCAGCCAGAUCGGAGUAGGCAGUACCUGACCGAGGGAGAAACUGCGCUGACGAUCGUGAGGCCGCUCCCCUUUGUAUUGU
Lasiosphaeria miniovina is the source of this 1052-nucleotide messenger RNA. RefSeq lists its product as uncharacterized. Bases 143 to 781 code for a protein of 212 amino acids. The record is from RefSeq and is a predicted model, not a curated record. Lineage: Eukaryota; Fungi; Ascomycota; Sordariomycetes; Sordariales; Lasiosphaeriaceae. The transcript has a single exon.